CUGGUCGGUCUACUGUAGUCUGUACUAAAAUCCAAUCGGGUCGAGUCGAUCGAUAGCUUAAUCCCCCUAACUCCGACCCGAUACAACCGCCGGAACCCGAAUCUUCCCUACCUCCCAUUUCAUUUCUCCGUCCAAAGCUUCUUCUUCUCCUCCCCAAAUCAACCCUAAUCAUUUCCCUCCUAAGUCGCCCCAAAUUUCCCACUCUGCUAAACCCUAGAUAAAACUCGCCAUGGACGAAUCCUUCCUUCUAAUGCUCUCAAACCUCCUCCACCUCCACAACUCCUUAGACCCAUCAAUCUCCCUUCUCUCUUCCACCCCAUCUUCCUCCUCCGUCACCUCGUCUUCCCCUUCCUCCUCCCUCCUAUCCACCUCCUCCGCCGCGCCUCUCCUCUUCUUCACCCUCGCCUCCCUCCUCUCCUUCCUCGCCUGCUCCAAACCCAACAAGAACGGCUCCGCCGGCCGCAAAUCCGGCAACUCCCCGCGCCUGGCGCCGCCGGCGAACGGCGCGUACACCGUCGCAGCCUUCCAAUCUCUCAGCAACGACUGGUCGUCGGCCCCUCUUCGCGAUGCGCAGUGGAGGGCUCUCUACGGGCUUUCCUAUCCUGUUUUCACUAAAGUCGUCGAGAAGCUGAAGCCCCACAUCGCCGCUUCCAACCUCUCCCUCCCCUCCGAUUUUGCUGUGUCGAUGGUCCUCUUCAGGCUCGCACAUGGUUACUCAGCCAAGUCACUUGCUUCCCGGUACAGUCUUGAGCCCUACUUGAUUUCGAAAAUCACUAACAUGGUUACUCGCUUGUUGGCUACUAAGCUUUACGCCGAGUAUGUUAAGAUCCCGACUAGUAAGCGCAAGUUGGGUGAGGUUACUCAAGCUUUCGAAGAGAUGACUUCACUGCCUAACUUGUGUGGAGCCAUUGAUGGAACCCCGAUUAGGCUCCGUUCUUUCCCGACCAAUGAAUCGAACCUGUAUCAGUGUCAGUAUGGGUAUCCUUCGGUCCAGCUGCAGGUUGUUUCGGAUCACAAGAAAAUGUUCUGGGAUGUUUGUGUGAAGGCGCCUGGUGCUGUUGAUGAUGCAACCCAUUUUCGGGAUAGUUUGUUGUACAAUAGGAUGGUCUCUGAUGAUAUUGUGUGGGAUAAGGUGAUCAAUGUUCGAGGUCACCAUGUGAGGCCCUAUGUAGUUGGAGAUUGGUGUUACCCUUUGAUGGCGUUCCUAAUGACGCCCUUUUCGCCCAAUGGGUCGGGAACUCCUUCACAGAACCUGUUCGAUGGAAUGCUGAUGAAAGGAAGGUCUGUGGUAGUUGAUGCGAUUGGACUGUUGAAGAGUAGGUGGAAGAUCUUGCAGGAUUUGGAUGUGGGUCUAAGCCAUGCCCCACAAACGAUUGUUGCAUGCUGUGUGUUGCAUAAUGUGUGCCAGCAAAUGAGGGAGCCGGAGCCUGAUGUUUGGAGGGAGCCGGAUGAGACUGCCGCUCCUGCGAGGGUGCUUGAGAGUGAGAAAUCGUUUCAUUAUUUCGGAGAUAGCUUGCGGCAGGCUCUUGCUGAUGAUUUGCACCACAGGCUUUCUUCAAGGUAGGAAUGAGUGCAUAGAGCCCUGAUUUCCCAUGCGGAGCUUAAAGGUGAUGUAGGAGCUAUAACUUUGUUCAGAUGAUUGCGGUUCACUUAUCCUCUAUUCUGGCGAGCUACAUGUAGAUCUCUUCCAGACUAAGCAAAACUUUUGCCGAAGGAGCUGUUUUAUCAGUCCUGUAAUCUAACUUGGGUGCAGAUAUUUAACAGGAAAUCUAUAGCAAUAGCUGCUUGGUAGCACCAAAACAACCAAACCAACUCUGUAAUGCUAUAUAGGAAUGCAUUGUUCUUUGAACCCGCAUUCUUUUAUCUCCUACGACUUGCUUGGAGAGUAUUUCUGGUCUCUUUUGGGUUUGAGAAUGUGAUCAAUUAGUGUGCCAGUGACAAUUUCAACUACUAAGCAACUGUAGUUUUUCAGGUCGUGUAUAUCAUAUUGUGGUGCGUACCCAUCGACUUUUGUUUUCACUUCCAGCUUCUACUGCACCUUUUCUUUAUUAUUUUCAGGCCAAGUAUGCACUUUUGGUUGAAGAUCUGGUUCUUUAUCGUACAUAUGAGCCUACAGACUUCGAGAUGAAGGGAUGAAUGCCUCUAUCUGGUUCUUUAUAGUACAUAUGACUUUAUCAUCAGGGCAUGUUUGAUAAAUUUUUUCGGUACUU
Molecule: messenger RNA, 2210 nt
Organism: Linum trigynum
Lineage: Eukaryota; Viridiplantae; Streptophyta; Magnoliopsida; Malpighiales; Linaceae
Source: the annotation of a GenBank genome assembly